This is a messenger RNA of Chenopodium quinoa (quinoa), 1050 nucleotides long. RefSeq lists its product as uncharacterized. Bases 1 to 1050 code for a protein of 349 amino acids. The transcript has a single exon. NCBI's taxonomy places the organism in Eukaryota, Viridiplantae, Streptophyta, Magnoliopsida, Caryophyllales, Amaranthaceae. Gene Ontology annotation, molecular function: RNA-DNA hybrid ribonuclease activity; nucleic acid binding. The record is from RefSeq and is a predicted model, not a curated record.
AUGUGGGCCUUCUCGAAUGAUGGUUGCUAUUCUGUGAAAACAGCCUAUAUGCUAGGCAAGUCAUGUAAUCUUGAUCUGUUUCACAAAGCAUGGAUAGAGAUUUGGAAGUUGGAGGUUACCCCAAAAGUCCGACACUUUUUGUGGCGAGUUUGCACGGGAACUCUCCCUGUAAGAGCCUACCUCAUGCAUAGGCACAUGACUAAUGUAGUGAGUUGCCCAUGGUGCGUGGACUACCCAGAAACCGUCCAGCAUGCCAUGUUCGAUUAUCACACUGUGCGUGAACUUUGGGUAGAGUGCGAUUGUGUGGAGAUGUCUUUUUGGCCAACUGGUAUGUCUUUCUUGGAUUUAUUGGAAUCAUGGAGCAAGCUGGACGCAAGGAAGGUGAGUAGAGGUGCGAUUUUAAUGUGGUACUUAUGGAAUCGGAGAAACGAAAUGGUCUUCAAUGGCAAGGAAAUUUAUCAUCCCGUCAUUGUUAAGCGUACUCACCGCCUUGCGGCUGAUUGUAACACCUACAUGAAGAAGAAAUAUGGAGGGGUCAAAAGAAAUUCUUGCCGCAGCCCCAAAGGAUGGAAAGCACAACCGGAAGGUAUUGUUAAACUCAAUUGUGAUGCUUCCUUGUGUGAUGAAGGUUGGGUAGGAAUGGGGGUGAUUGCUAGAGAUUGGAAGGGGGAUACCCUCUUUGCUGCGGCCAGAAGAGUGAGAGCUCAUUGGUCUCCGAUUAUUGCGGAAGGGAAAGCGGUUGCCUUGGCCAUAAAACUUGCAAAACGCCUCGGAUUGAAGGAGGUUAUAAUCGAAUCUGAUAGCCAAGUUAUCAUCAAUCGCUUAACCAAAGCAUCGAUCUUCUUCACUGACCUGGAUGCAAUUUUAGAUGAUAUUUUAUCUUCUUGUUCCUCUUUUUCUUCUGUUGUUUGGUGUCAUGUUAAACGGGACGGUAAUGUUGUGGCUCAUAAUUUAGCCCGUUUAACGCCUUUUGGUGUAGAACAAGUUUGGGAGAACCACGUCCCUUGUGAGGUUUCUCCCUAUGUUUUGAUGGACAAGUUAUCAAUAUAA